AUGGUCCUCCGCGACCCCCUGCAAGGUCGUCCGAAGUUUCGGGACGGAAGAGGGUCCGGGGAAGCGGCGAGUCGAAGAGUGGGACUGGCCCUGAGACGAAGGAGUUCGACCAUCUCACCUCAGACCGUCAUAUGCAUCCUCAAUGUGUGUGGUGGUUUUCUUGACUGUUGUUUUCUGGCUGGUUCCCAGGGGAAGCCUCAGAGUGGGCUGCAGUGCUAUAGACAGGCCCUGGAGAUGGAUUUCGGGUGCCUGUGUGCCCUCUAUCAGAGCUGCGUGGUGUACAGACAGCUGGGAGAGGCAGAGGCUGAGAUUGAGGCUCUCGGGCUGCUCUACACUGCAUUGAUGUCACCCGCACAUUGUGACCCGGCCUGUGACUCUGCCGCCCUGAUUGGCCCAGAGUCUCUGCUGAAAAGCCCCACCCUGAUCUGUCUGCUCAGGAAGCCACCCCCCUCCUGCGUGAAGCAUUGUCUGGCACAAAGGAGCCUGCAGAGUGGCAGGACAGCAGAGGCAGUGGAGCACUACCUGGACUUGUUGGCCUCGCUCCAGGAGGGGGUGUCUCAGCGGGUGAUCGUAGACAGCAGCCUGGCCUUCCCCAGAAUCCCAGAGCUGUACCUGGAAGCAGCAGUGGCCCUACUGAAGGCCAUGAGGUACCAAGAUGCGAUCACAGUGUGUGAAGAGGUUGUCAGCAAGACAGGAACCUUGGUCCCUGAGAGACUGACCCUUGAGUGCCCUCCCAACACGGAGCGCAAGGGCCUCUGGCCUGGAGAAUCAGAGAAGAGAGAGAGUCUGAACUGUGUGCUGUGGACCGCGGCGGCCUGCUUCCUUCAGGGACAGGCCUUCACCCAGCUCAAGGAGGGCAAGGAAUCGCUGUCUCAUUACAGCAGAUGUAUAAAUUUGUUGGUUAAGGUCCACGUUACUUAUCCAGAGCAGCGAGGAGGGGACUCUGAGCAGAGUGAAGUGCGGUCACUGCAGAGGCUGAAGAGCCUGGCGUUCACUGGGAGAGGAUUGUGCUUCCUGGAGCGGGCUCAGAACAGAGAGGCACUGCACAGCUUCCAGCUCAGUGUGCAGACUGACCCAGGGGUAGUAGAGGGGCUGUACUGGCUGCUGGAGCUGCUCUGGAGGCUGGGGAGGAGGGAGGAAGCCCUGUCUUGCUGGAGGAAGUUUCAGAGCUACACUGGGAGGUUGGCAGAGGCAGCAGCACAGGAUCUCCAGGGAGACUACCCCCUGUACCUGCUGCCCCCCCUGCAGGGGGAUGUUCCUCAGGACUGGGAGGGUCUGAGCAGGAGGGUGCUGGAGGAAUGCAGCCCGCUGUAAAGCUACUGCACCAGGGUGCUACAAUAUUAACAUUAGCCAUUUCCAAUUGUAAUAUUACAUGCUGCUGGAGCACUGCAGAAAAAGGUAGUUACUUUGGUUUAGUUAUAUAUGAUCUAUAAACAUGUAAUUAUUAGCUAUAGAUUAUUAUUAGAAAUAAAAUGCGCUGCAUUACAA
Molecule: messenger RNA, 1488 nt
Organism: Polyodon spathula (Mississippi paddlefish)
Lineage: Eukaryota; Metazoa; Chordata; Actinopteri; Acipenseriformes; Polyodontidae
Product: Fanconi anemia group G protein homolog
Exons: 9
Coding region: 1-1314 (437 amino acids)
Biological process (GO): interstrand cross-link repair
Cellular component (GO): Fanconi anaemia nuclear complex
Molecular function (GO): protein binding
Source: RefSeq, a predicted model, not a curated record